UGUUGAAGCUUAAAUGUUAAAUAUGUAGAAACAUGCAUGACAAAAUAUAGUCUUAAAAAAAACAAAUCUAAUCAUAAACCUCAGCUCCGUUAUACCUUUCUUUUUAACAGGCGUUCUCUUUCGGCAGCCUUACCGGGCACGAGGCACCUCUCUCUCUCGCUCAAUCCAAAGCCCAACUUACAAAAGUGACCCGAAAUUGGACCCUCUGCUACCCUGUAUCACUAUCCAAUGACCUUCUGGCACUUGUCUUACUCGCAUUGCACCUUACAUUCGUGUGUUAAUUCAACCCCAGUAUUUCACAUUUUUGCCCAAAGCAUUUGGCAACUGGAAAACACCCAAUAUCUUACCCGCUUUAGCUUCCGUGGGCCCUACGCCUGUUUCUUCUUCACCUCCAUGGCAAAGAUGGCUUCUUUCAUCUUUAACUUGCACCGAGACUCGAUUCCCUCUUUCCGUUCUCGCUCAAGACUCGAACUUCCUUCUUCGUCUUUCCUUUGAGGAUUGUAGAUGAAGAAGGCGAGAUAAGUAAAAGCUUUGCUUCUCCACUUCGCCUUCUUCGAAGGUUCAUCAAUGGGGAAAGAAGGCCUGAGCUCAUGGCUUUCAGCAUUCAAAAGAGUGUUCAUUUCUUCUCCCACUAAAGCUUCUAAUGCGGAUCAGGAAGAUAAGAAGAUAAAAAGGAGAAGCUGGGCAUUUCGAAAAUCUCUUGUGGGCGAACAACCGCUGAGAACCUUAUUGGCGACGGCGGCGGCGGCACCGCCGGUGGCAGUCUUGACGGCAUCACUAACAGCAGAACAGAGGCGGCGAGCCAUUGCGGUGGGCGUGGCGACAGCGGAGGCUGCGGCUUCCGCCGCCAAGGCGGCGGCUGAGGUGGUUAGGCUCACAAGCUCAAGUGCGAGUUUACUGAGGGAAGACGCCGCCAUUGUCAUUCAAACAGCUUUUCGAGGAUAUCUGGCAAGGAGGGCAUUAAGGGCCCUGAAAGGGCUUGUAAAGCUGCAAGCUUUGGUGAGAGGGCACAAUGUUAGGAAGCAGGCGAGCAUGACCCUGCGAUGCAUGCAAGCUCUUAUCCGAGCUCAAGAUCGAAUGAGGGAUCAGCGCCUCAGGCUCGCACAAGAAGCUGCAGUUGAUUAUGGCAGAACAGAGAAGAGAACUAAUGUUAGAGAUCACCGAAGUAGCUUCCUUGAAGGUUGGAACGAGCGCAGGCAGCACACAGUUGAGGAGAUUCGAGCUAUGUUGCUUUUACAUGGCAGCAAGGAUAUAGCUUUGAGGCACCAGAACAAUGCCCUCUCUCAUGCUCUGAACACUCAACAGAUUUGGAGAGACAGAUCAGGUUUACUAGAAUUCGAGGAAAAAGCAGAGCAGAAGGAUCGCCGGACAAGGAGAAGAGCAUCCACGGGGCAAAGAGACGCCAUCAAGACACUAGAGGUUGAUACUGGAUCAAGGCACCGCCAAGCUUCUUUAUCUCCAUCAACUCCAUCGCCGUCGAGCGCUCGGAGUUUGCAGAUGAGGUCUGCACCGAACUAUAUGUCGGCGACAGAGUCCACCAUGGCGAGGUUUCGGCCACAGAGUGCGCCUAAGCAGAGGCCGAUGACGCCGGAGAGGGAAUGGGUGAGCUCAACAGCAAGGAAGAAGUUAUUGUUCGAUCCUUAUUACGAAAAUGAUGGUUACAGUGGGAGGUUGCAAAGUCCGAGCUUUAAUGGAGUAAUAGGGAUGAGAGUAUCGGCGGAGUCAAGGUGGAAGACGGCGGAGGACUGGUGUGAAAAAAGCAGCGGAGAUGUGGCGGCAGUAGGUGGUCGGAGAUGGCUCCGUUGAUCGAAAGUGAGGGAUUUGGGAGUUGGUCAGUGCUGAGAAUCUUUGCUUUUUCAUUCCAAGGUGAUGGGACAUCAUUCGGAAAGCAGUCACAUCCGCUAGAAAAAUCAGUUUUAAGUUGAUGAUG
Phalaenopsis equestris is the source of this 1930-nucleotide messenger RNA. Its product is annotated as protein IQ-DOMAIN 1-like. The record is from RefSeq and is a predicted model, not a curated record. Lineage: Eukaryota; Viridiplantae; Streptophyta; Magnoliopsida; Asparagales; Orchidaceae. Gene Ontology annotation, molecular function: protein binding. The coding region runs from base 568 to 1806 and encodes 412 amino acids. The transcript is spliced from 5 exons.